AUGGAGUUUUUUAACCUCUCAUGCUCAUCUGAUCUCUUGAUACCUCUUGUGGCAGCUGCCUUUUCACUCUUUCUUUACUCUCUCUUAAUGAAAUCAAGAGGGGAAAGAAAAUCACCACCAAAAGCUGGGGGUGCGUGGCCUAUAAUCGGCCACCUCCACUUACUAGGAGGUUCAAAACCACCCCAUUUAGUUUUGGGUAAAAUGGCUGAGAGGUAUGGGCCAAUCUUCACGGUAAAUAUAGGAGUGCAUAAAGCUCUGAUUGUAAGCAGCUCAGAAAUAGCAAAAGAGUGUUUUACUACCAACGACAAAGUGUUUGCUAGUCGUCCGAAAUUCAUGGCGGCUGAAAUCAUGGCCUACAACUAUGCCUUCCUCCCCUUCAGCCCUUACAGCCACUACUCUCGCCAAGUUCGCAAGAUAGUUACGCUUGAGGUUCUCUCCAACAGCCGCCUUGAGAUGCUCAAACACGUUCGAGAGUCCGAAGUGAAGGCGUCCAUGAAAGGAAUAUACGAGCGAUGCGUGACCAACGGGAAGAGUAGUACCGGUUCGAACAAGGCGUUGGUGGAGAUGAGGGAAUGGUUUUUGGACAUAAAUGAAAACAUUGUGUUUAGGAUGAUUGUAGGGAAACGAUUUGGGGAAGCAACAAGCUCAAAUUCCAAAGGCAGUAAUUAUUAUUUAAAGAAGGAGACGUACAUGGAUUUUCUGAGAUUGUCUGGGACUUUUGUGCUGUCCGAUGCGAUUCCCUGGUUGAGGUGGUUGGACUUGGGUGGCCAUGAGAGGGCCAUGAAGAAGGUAGCCAAGGAGCUUGAUCUUGUGUUUAAUGGAUGGCUAGAAGAGCACAAGCAGAAGAGGAAGAUUUCAGGCCAAGUGAAGGGUGAUGAUGAUCAGCUUGAUUUCAUGGAUGUGAUGCUUUCCAUUCUUGAUGUUGAUGGUGCUAAUGAGAUUACUACAGAUUAUAAUGCCGAUACUGUCAACAAAGCAACUACCAUGACUCUUAUAGUAGCCGGCAUAGAGGCGCCUGCGGUGCAGAUGACAUGGGCUCUGGCUUUACUUCUCAACAACCGCGAAGCCCUCAAGAAGGCUCAGGAAGAGCUAGACCAAAUCAUUGGUAAAGACAGACAAGUGAAGGAAUCAGACAUCAAGAACUUGGUCUAUCUCCAAGCCAUUAUUAAAGAAUCAACGCGUUUAUACCCUGCUGGACCAUUAUCCCUGCCUCACGAGUCGACUGAAGAUUGCAUGGUCGGUGACUAUCAUGUCCCGGCAGGCACGCGCCUCCUUGUUAACCUUUCAAAGCUUCAUCGAGACCCGAGGGUAUGGUCCGACCCGAAUGAGUUUCGACCAGAGCGAUUUCUCACAACCCACAAGAGCCUUGACGUGAAGGGUCAUGAUUUUGAGUUAAUUCCAUUUGGAAGUGGUAGAAGAAUGUGUCCUGGAAUGUCACUUGCCCUUAAGGUUAUAGCAUUAACACUUGCUUCUUUGCUUCACGGUUUUGAAAUUGCAACUUCAACGGAUGAGCCGGUCGACAUGGGUGAGACGGUGGGACUGACCAACAAUAAAGCUACCCCACUUGAAGUCCUUUUCACUCCACGCCUUCCUGCUCAACUAUAUGAGUAA
This is a messenger RNA of Prunus armeniaca (apricot), 1611 nucleotides long. Lineage: Eukaryota; Viridiplantae; Streptophyta; Magnoliopsida; Rosales; Rosaceae. The record is from the annotation of a GenBank genome assembly.